Electrophorus electricus (electric eel) is the source of this 2897-nucleotide messenger RNA. It is a transcript of the gene mcm3, whose product is annotated as minichromosome maintenance complex component 3. Lineage: Eukaryota; Metazoa; Chordata; Actinopteri; Gymnotiformes; Gymnotidae. Gene Ontology annotation, molecular function: ATP hydrolysis activity; ATP binding; single-stranded DNA binding. The record is from RefSeq and is a predicted model, not a curated record. Gene Ontology annotation, biological process: double-strand break repair via break-induced replication; DNA strand elongation involved in DNA replication; DNA replication. Gene Ontology annotation, cellular component: nucleus; MCM complex.
UAUUCGGAGCAGAAGAGUCGUUGGUUUAUGUGGUCGAAGUUUUGUUGUUUGGUCUGUGAAGUUUAAUACUGUACAAACAUGGCAGCAGAGGUAGUGGACGAUCAUGAGAUGAGGGAAGCCCAGCGGGAUUACCUCGACUUUCUGGAUGAUGAUCAGGAUGCGGGGAUAUACCAGAGCAAAGUGCGGGACAUGAUCAGCGAGAAUAAGUUCCGCCUCGUGGUCAACGUCAACGACCUGCGACGACGCAACGAAGCUCGCGCUGCCAAGCUAAUGAACAACGCUUUUGAUGAGCUCCUGGCAUUCCAGCGUGCGCUGAAGGACAUGGUCGCCUCCAUAGACGCCACCUUCGCCAAGCAGUUCGAGGAAUUCUUCGUCGGCCUGGAGGGCAGCUUCGGGAGCAAGCACGUGACCCCCCGCACGCUGACCUCGCGGCUUCUGGGCAGCGUGGUGUGUGUGGAGGGCAUCGUCACCAAGUGCUCCCUGGUGCGUCCUAAAGUAGUGCGCAGUGUCCACUAUUGUCCGGCCACCAAGAAGACCCUGGAGCGCAGGUACACGGACAUGACCUCGCUGGACGCCUUCCCGUCGAGUGCCAUCUAUCCAACCAAGGAUGAGGAGAGCAACCCUCUGGAGACCGAGUUCGGCUUGUCUAGCUACAAGGACCACCAGACCAUCACGGUGCAGGAGAUGCCGGAGAAAGCGCCUGCGGGUCAGCUGCCCCGCUCCGUGGACAUCAUCCUGGACAACGACCUCGUGGACUUGGCCAAGCCCGGCGACCGUGUGCAGGUGGUCGGCACCUACCGCUGCCUGCCAGGCAAGAAGGGCGGCUUCACCUCCGGCACCUUCAGGACCAUAAUGGUGGGCUGCCACUUAAAACAGCUGAGCAAAGAGGUCACGCCCUUCUUCUCUGCCGAUGAUGUGGUGAAGAUCAAGAACUUCAGCAAGUCUCGCACUAAGAAUGUGUUCGACCAGCUUGCGCGCUCCCUGGCCCCCAGCAUCCACGGUCACGAGUACAUCAAGAAGGCCAUUCUGUGCAUGUUAUUGGGUGGAGUGGAGAAGGUUCUGGAAAAUGGCUCGCGGAUCCGUGGAGACAUCAAUGUGCUUCUCAUAGGUGACCCGUCCGUGGCGAAGUCUCAGCUCCUGCGCUACGUCCUCUACACGGCUCCUCGUGCCAUCCCCACCACGGGCCGUGGCUCAUCCGGCGUGGGCCUGACAGCUGCUGUCACCACCGACCAGGAGACAGGCGAGCGGCGCUUGGAGGCAGGCGCCAUGGUCCUGGCUGAUCGGGGUGUCGUAUGCAUCGACGAGUUUGACAAGAUGUCGGACAUGGAUCGCACGGCCAUCCACGAGGUGAUGGAGCAGGGGCGUGUCACCAUUGCCAAGGCGGGCAUCCACGCCCGGCUCAAUGCCCGCUGUAGUGUCCUGGCUGCCGCCAACCCCGUCUAUGGCCGGUACGACCAGUAUAAGACCCCCAUGGAGAACAUUGGUCUUCAGGACUCUCUGCUAUCCCGCUUUGACUUGCUCUUCAUCAUGCUUGACCAGAUGGACCCCGAGCAGGACCGCGAGAUCUCCGACCAUGUGUUGCGCAUGCACCGUUACCGUGACCCCCGCGAACAGGACGGAGCAGCACUCGCUCUGGGCGGCUCGGUGGAUGUUUUGGCCACCAGUGACCCUGAUGUGUGUCAGGAGGAUGAGGAGGAGCUACAGGUGUAUGAGAAACACAACCACCUUCUCCAUGGCAACAGGAGACAGAGGGACCGAGUGGUGAGCAAAGAGUUCAUGAGGAAGUACAUCCACGUUGCCAAGGCACUGUCCCCUGUACUGACACAAGAAGCAGCCAGUCACAUCGCAGAAGAGUACUCCCGCCUCCGCAGCCAGGAGCAGCUCGGCUCAGACGUUGCUCGGACGUCCCCCGUCACGGCGAGGACGCUGGAGACGCUGAUCCGUCUUUCCACGGCCCACGCCAAGGCCCGUCUGAGCAAGUCAGUGGAGCUGGAGGACACAGAUGUGGCAGUGGCGCUUGUCCAGUUCGCCUACUUCAAAAAGGUUCUGGAGAAGGAGAGGAAGCGUGCCAGACAUGGAGACGGGGACACGACCUCCGAGGAAGAGGAAGAGGAGGAAGAAGCCCAGGACGCCAGCCGCCAGCCGAGGAAGAGGAGGCGCAGUUCAUCCACACGCAGGCCAUCCCAAGACAGUGGACCCUACGACCCGUACGACUUCACCACCGAAAAGGACAUACCUGCGAUCCAGUCUCCUGCUCCUAGCCGGCCCAGUGAGGAGGCCGUGGAGAUGCCUGAUCAGAAUGGUCACACCGAGCUGUCAGCGAACAGGCUAAAGGCGUUCAAAUCUGCACUACUGGAGGUUUUCCGCUCCACACACGCUCAGUCUGUGGGCUUUAAUGCUCUGAUGGACGCUGCCAACAAGAGAAGCUCCGCCCCCUUCACCCCAGCUGAGGUUCGUGCCGCCCUCGACCGCAUGCAAGACGACAACCAGGUGAUGGUAGCAGACGACAUCAUCUUCCUCAUCUGACGAGGAAGGUCUGAUGAGGAGAAGAGACGAGACGAAGCUCUGAGGCAGUAGGCCGGUGGCGGACCGAUGCGUGCGCAGGGCUUCUCUUGGGUCCACGUCAAAGGCGUGUUGAACUGCGUGUUUGUUUAAUUUUGGUCUUUUUUUCUUUCACAAAGCAGUUGCUGACUUGUACACAUUUAAUGGUGUCUAAUGAAGCGUCACAGGACUUCACGUAUUUUAGUCUAAGGGUCUGCAAAUCAGUCUGACAUCUCAACUUGGUUUUACUUAUUUUUAAGAAUGUGUCGAAACAUUGUAUAUAUUGUUGUUAAAAGGAAAGUUAGGUUUGUGUUUGGUGUCCCACUGAACAAAUGAAUAAAUAAUGUCAAAUGUUU